UAGCGUUUCGAUGGUUAAAAAAAAAAACAACUACUUGACGGGUAGCGGAGAAAGGGAUCUCAGCUAGGCCGGUGCGGUUCUGACCGAGCGCCGGGCGCCGCAGGGUUUUUUUUGCACGCCAUGGGCAAAAGGGAUAACCGGGUGGCUUAUAUGAAUCCCAUAGCAAUGGCUAGAUCACGAGGUCCUGCUCCAUCUUCAGGACCUACCAUACAAGACUACUUGAACAGACCAAGACCAACAUGGGAAGAAGUAAAAGAACAACUAGAAAAGAAGAAGAAGGGUUCCAAAGCCUUAGCAGAAUUUGAAGAAAGGAUGAAUGAGAACUGGAAAAAAGAACUCGAAAAACACCGGGAGAAAUUGUUAAGUGGAAGCGAGAGCACUUCAAGGAAGAAAGAGAAGAAGAAGAAGGAGAAGAAGAAAUCCAGUAGGUUGUCUCCAUCUUCCUCUUCCUCAUCAAGCUCUGAUUCUUCCAGUAGUUCUUCUGAUUUUGAAGAUGAGGAUAAGAAACAAGGGAAAAAGAGAAGAAAAAAGAAGCACCGCUCCUCACGGAAAUCAUCUGAAAACUCUAGUUCAGAUUCUGACUCGGACGGCAAGGACAGCUUAAAAAACAAAAGGGCAAAGGAAGACUAUGAAAGAGAAAAGGAUACCAAAAGCUUUGAAAGGAAAAGGAAGAAAGCAGAUCGUGGGGAUGGCAUGUUAUCGACAGAGUCCUCAUCAGAAUCAGAACACACAGAGGAGGUACCAGCAAAAAAGAAGAAAACCGGGGAAGAAAAAGAGAAAAACGUAAGCAUUAUCCUGCUUAUCAAAGAACUUCCAACAAAAACUGAUUUUAAAUUUCAGACUGGCAUAAAUAUGUGUGGGCACAAACUCCUCCCUCUUACCAUUUCAUUUUUUAAAAAGAUAAAACAAAAAAACGGAAGAAGCACAAGAAACAUGGCAAAAAGAAAAAAAAGAAGACGGCCAGCUCAAGCUCUUACUCAGAAUAACUUCAGUCAAGACUCUCUUCCCCCCAACACCUUCUUAUCAAAAGUGCAAUGA
This is a messenger RNA of Lacerta agilis (Sand lizard), 1038 nucleotides long. RefSeq names its product family with sequence similarity 133 member B (gene FAM133B). The coding region runs from base 121 to 1038 and encodes 305 amino acids. Lineage: Eukaryota; Metazoa; Chordata; Lepidosauria; Squamata; Lacertidae. The transcript is spliced from 11 exons. The record is from RefSeq and is a predicted model, not a curated record.